Dioscorea cayenensis subsp. rotundata (Guinea yam) is the source of this 1417-nucleotide messenger RNA. RefSeq names its product RNA-binding protein 42. The transcript is spliced from 6 exons. Gene Ontology annotation, molecular function: mRNA binding. Bases 155 to 925 code for a protein of 256 amino acids. NCBI's taxonomy places the organism in Eukaryota, Viridiplantae, Streptophyta, Magnoliopsida, Dioscoreales, Dioscoreaceae. The record is from RefSeq and is a predicted model, not a curated record.
UAUACUCUGUACUCUCGCUCGCUUUCGCAGCCUCGAAAGCUUUGUCCCAACCUUCACAAGAUCGAAACCCUAGAAAGCCAAUCUCCGAAGACCUCUCCAUUGAAUCCACCCACAAAACCCUAGAAAUUCAAUCACCUCUCCGCUGAAGCAAUCCAUGGCAACGGACCCCACCGCACCGUCGACCUCACAGUACUCCUACUCCGGCGCCCCUUCCUACUUCCCUCUCCCUUUCCACCUCCAGAACCCCGACCCAUCGGCCUCUGCGCCGGUGGCUCCUCCAUACGUCCCGCAGGCCCCGAUCACUCCGCCUGUUAAGGUACCUGUGAUCCCCCAGCCCUUUGCGCCGGCUUACCCCGCUGUGGCCCCCGUCGCCACCGCCACCGGUGUCUACUCGCUCCCGCAGUAUCAGCAGGCGCAACAAUUGUUUCAAAGGGAUGCGCAAACUAUCACGCCCGAGGCUCUGGAGAGUGUGAAGGCUGCGCUUGCUAACAGCGAGGUUGAGCACAAGGCGGAAUCCAAGAAGAGAGCUUUACCCCGUAAAGCUGCUGGGCAAACCUGGGAAGAUCCAACAUUGGCUGAUUGGCCUGAAAGUGAUUUUCGUCUCUUUUGUGGGGAUCUUGGCAAUGAAGUUAAUGAUGAUAUUCUCUCGAAAGCAUUUGCCAGAUUCCCUUCAUUCAACAUGGCAAGAGUUGUGAGAGACAAGAGAACUGGAAAAACCAAGGGUUAUGGAUUUGUUAGUUUUGCAAACCCCACAGACCUUGCAGCAGCUUUGAAAGAAAUGAAUGGCAAGUAUGUCGGCAACCGUCCAAUCAAAUUGCGUAAGAGCAAUUGGAAGGAGCGGACAGAUUUUGACGCUUUGGAGAGGCAAAAGAACCAUAUUCAGAAGAAGCCAAAACUGCCAAAGAAAAGUAUUCUGCACAAGUGAUUCUUCCAAGAUUAUGACCCUAUGAUUUAUCUAGUAGGUAAAAUAUUUUUUUGAGUGCCCUUAGUUGUCAGCCUUGAAUCUUUGUUAUCUUUAAGGACUAAUGACCCUUAUGUAAUAUCAGCAUGACAAGUUCUCACUAACACAAAUAAUUUGACCAUGCAUAUUCCUAUGUUGCUAAUAUCAAAGACUAAAAAUUUAUUGGAACUAUAUUUUGUUAGCCAAUGUUUUGUCUUCUCUUGAGACUACUACUCAUUUCUCAAGGUAGAUGCUGCUACAAAUAUAAUUCUCUUUUAAUGUAGAAGAUAUGGCAGCAAUGUUUUCAAUCCAAAACAAGAGAUUGCAAUAUGAGAUGGGGCAUUGUUUUCCUUGCCUAUUUAUUUAUGUACUUUCCAAUGUUUCCAUGUAUCAGUAACUUUAAAAAAAAUGUCAAGGACUUUUGUGUAGCAUAAUAUGGAAAUGAAUAGCACGCUUAAACUAAUUUUGUCCCCUUCA